Mobula hypostoma (lesser devil ray) is the source of this 1246-nucleotide messenger RNA. RefSeq names its product neuferricin. The coding region runs from base 356 to 1186 and encodes 276 amino acids. Gene Ontology annotation, cellular component: endomembrane system; membrane. The record is from RefSeq and is a predicted model, not a curated record. Lineage: Eukaryota; Metazoa; Chordata; Chondrichthyes; Myliobatiformes; Myliobatidae. The transcript is spliced from 4 exons.
CGGUCCCUAAGCUAUCUUCUUUUCUGGGUUUGUGUUGAUCAUGAAAACCACUUUCUGAGCUGUAAUUCUGAAGAGGAGCUGUCUUUCAGAACUGACGCUUUAGCCGAGGGCCGGCUUACUGCGGCGGUGUUUCCCACCAGAGAGCGAUUGUAUUCCUGAAUCACUUCCCUCUCGCCUCGCCGGGUUACCGGGCGGCCCGGGCGGCCGAUGUCGGGAUGUCCGUGUGGGCGAGCCUGCCGUCCCGACGCUGGCGCUCCAAGGGGAGGCUGGGCUCUUCGUUCACGGCAACCCGGGAACCCGGAACUUGGGUGCCGAGCGGCGGAGACGCGUUGUAACCGGGCGGCGGGCAGCGCCGAUGCCGAUGCCGAUGCCCCAGAGCCAGACGCUGGCGCUGUGCGCGGCCUGUGCCGCCGCCGCCCUGCUGAUGCCCGCCGAUGUCUGGAGGCUGCUGAGCUGCGGCUGGGCGGGCUGGGUUGGCCCAGUGAACGAUGUCGCGGCCGCCCGAAUCUUCAGUAAGGCCGAGCUGAGCCGCUACACCGGCGGCAAGGGCAGUCCCGGGCUGUACCUGGCUGUCCUGGGCCAGGUGUUCGACGUGCACCGAGGGAGACGGCACUACGGCCCGGGAGGCUCCUAUCACUUCUUCACAGGUCGAGAUGCCAGUAGAGCAUUUGUGAGUGGAGAUUUCACUGAGCUCGGUCUCAUAGAUGAUGUGUCCGGACUCUCACCCACCGAACUGCUCUCUCUCUAUGAGUGGCUGACCUUUUACAGGAGAGAGUACAUUUUUAAAGGCAAACUAGCUGGAAUGUAUUAUGACCACAACGGUGAACCGACCCAAGCGCUCAUUGAUGCAGAGCUGGUCACCGAGCAAGGAAGGAAACUGAAGGCAGAGUUGGAAGUGGAAAACAAGGUGUUUCCUCCCUGCAAUUCGGAAUGGACCUCCACCAAAGGUGGCAGAGUUUGGUGUUCAACUCACAGUGGAGGAAUCGAAAGGAAUUGGGUGGGUGUCCCACGCAAAUUAUAUAAGGUGGGAUCAAAGAACUAUCGCUGUGUUUGUGUGCGUACAGACGGACCUGCGUCGAAUCAACCCAGUUCAGCUCACAACAGAGGAGAUCUGGAUAACCCUGCCUUGGCAGAAUAUCCAGGAUGUGAGAGUGUUUCAGACUCUUGUGUCCUUGUGGAGGAGUAGCAGCGUCUGCAAUACACAAACCAUUUUGUUUUAACAAUUAAAUAAAUUAUUUCUACUGUU